Lathyrus sativus (Indian pea) is the source of this 717-nucleotide messenger RNA. The record is from the annotation of a GenBank genome assembly. NCBI's taxonomy places the organism in Eukaryota, Viridiplantae, Streptophyta, Magnoliopsida, Fabales, Fabaceae.
AUGAGUCAAAGGGGUUUGAUUUAUAGCUUUGUUGCCAAAGGAACGGUUGUUUUAGCAGAGCAUACUCAGUAUACAGGAAAUUUCAGUACCAUUGCUGUUCAGUGUUUGAACAAGCUUCCUUCAAAUAGCACCAAAUACACUUAUUCAUGUGAUGGUCACACUUUUAACUUCCUCUUAGACAAUGGAUUUGUUUUCCUUGUUGUUGCUGAUGAAUCGAUUGGAAGGAGCAUUCCUUUUGUAUUUCUGGAACGGGUGAAGGAUGAUUUUAAAAAGCGUUAUGGUUCUAGUAUUACGAAUGGAAGUGGCCAUCCACUUGCUGAUGAUGAUGAGGACGAUGAUUUGUUUGAAGAUAGGUUUAGCAUUGCGUAUAAUCUUGACAGAGAAUUUGGGCCAAGUCUUAAGGGGCAUAUGCAGUAUUGUUUGACCCAUCCUGAAGAAAUGAGUAAACUGUCAAAGUUGAAGGCUCAAAUAACUGAGGUCAAGGGAGUAAUGAUGGAUAACAUUGAGAAGGUUUUGGAUCGCGGAGAGAAGAUUGAACUUCUGGUGGAUAAAACUGAAAACUUGCAGUUCCAGGCCGACAGCUUCCAGAGGCAGGGCAGACAGCUGAGAAGGAAGAUGUGGCUGCAGAAUCUCCAAAUGAAGCUGAUGGUGGGAGGAGGAAUCCUUAUCUUAGUUAUAAUAUUAUGGGUUAUUGCUUGUGGGGGUUUCAAAUGUUGA